CCUGCCGCACUCUUCCCACCUAUCGUCCUCGCAUCGUACUCUCGUCUCUUUGCACAACAUGUCGACACAACCAGUCAAGUAUGAUCCAAAGAAUAUGAUCUUCCGCAGACUGGGAUCCAGUGGUCUCCGUGUGCCUGUCUUCUCAUUCGGUGGAUGGCUUACCGUCGGUGCAACUGUCAAGGGCGAUCCUGUGAAGGAAAUCAUGAAGACAGCUUUCGAAAACGGUAUCAACAUGUUUGAUACCGCUGAAGGCUACGCUAAGGGUGAAUGCGAAGUUGAGAUGGGACGUGUGAUCAAGGAGCUGGGCUGGAGGAGGACAGACCUGAUUAUCUCCACCAAGCUGUUCUGGGGACCUCAUGGCUCUCCCAAUGACAUCGGCCUGUCUCGCAAGCACAUCAUCGAGGGGGCGAAAGAAGCUCUUGAACGCCUCCAGCUCGAUUAUGUUGAUAUUAUCUUUGCACACCGUCCCGACAAUACCGUCCCAAUGGAAGAAGUUGUCCGUGCCUUCAACUACGUAAUCGAGAAAGGCUGGGCUUUCUACUGGGCUACUUCCGAGUGGUCCGCUUACGAGAUUGAAGAAGCACAUCAUGUCGCCGACAAGCUCGGUCUUAUUGCUCCCAUUGCAGAACAAUGCCAGCACCAUAUGCUGCAUCGUGAACGGCCCGAGAAAGAAUAUGCUCCCUUGUACAAGAAGUAUGAUCUAGGCACAACAGUCUGGUCAGCGCUUGCCAGCGGUCUUCUUACGGGCAAGUACAACAACGGCAUUCCACCAGAUUCCCGCUUCGCUACAAACAAAGACUUCUUCAAGGAUACCCUUGACAUCCUUACCAAGGAUGAGGGCCUGAAGAAAAUCGAGAAAGUCAAGCAGCUCACUGAGUUCGCUGAGAAGGAACUCGGCUGCUCUGUCACUCAUCUCGCUCUUGCCUGGGUCGCGAAACAACCAGGGACGAGCACUGUCAUCCUUGGUGCCACCAAACCCGAGCAGGUCAUCGAUAACUUGAAGGCUCUUGACGUGAUUCCCAAGUUGACGGAAGAGGUGCUGGAAAAGAUCGAGAAAAUUCUUGACAACAAGCCUUCACCUGUUGUGAGUGUAUUCAGGCAACUCAUCAUGGAUAUUACUUGUUGUUUACCCGAAGCUUUAGGCUACAUGGGGUCGACCUGCGCUUGACAAGAACGGCAGGUCGCCAUUCUAACUUAGUGUUUGCGUAGAGUGUGCGGGACCAUGUGUAUUAUAAGACAACAGAAAUGAUGUAUUUCGCUAGAGCAAUGCUGCAGCUUUGCAAUAUUUGCCAUUGCCAAUGUAGUAUGUACCACCUUUUUGAGUUGGUAUUGGGUUAGGGUCAGCGCUCAAUAGGCGACACGUCGCGAGCCUACACCGCGACUUGAUUCCACAUAUCACUAUCCUUCGCUUCUCUACUGUAACAUUGGCCUUUUCGUUUGG
Molecule: messenger RNA, 1441 nt
Organism: Somion occarium
Lineage: Eukaryota; Fungi; Basidiomycota; Agaricomycetes; Polyporales; Cerrenaceae
Source: the annotation of a GenBank genome assembly